Molecule: messenger RNA, 5996 nt
Organism: Anolis carolinensis (green anole)
Lineage: Eukaryota; Metazoa; Chordata; Lepidosauria; Squamata; Anolidae
Gene: gpt2
Product: glutamic--pyruvic transaminase 2
Exons: 11
Coding region: 120-1745 (541 amino acids)
Biological process (GO): biosynthetic process
Molecular function (GO): pyridoxal phosphate binding; L-alanine:2-oxoglutarate transaminase activity
Source: RefSeq, a predicted model, not a curated record
AGGCAGCGCGGCCGGGUGUCUGCGGCUGGUGCAAUCGCCUGGCUGCAUAAAGAAGGAGCCGGGCGAGCGGCGCGUGGAUGAGCGAGUGAGCGGCGCCGGAUCCUUGCGCCUCGCCCGCCAUGCUCCGCUUGCCGGCCCUGGCCCUGGACGGCCCUCUGCGGGGGAAGGAGGCCGGGGCGCGGUGGGUGUGCUCCCUGAUGGCGGGGCCCCGGAGGGACAAGGCGGAGAGGAAGGGCCGGGCCCCGUCGCGGUGGAAGAGCGCCAAAGCCCAGGCCUCCGCCGUGAAGGAGGAGAAGCAGAGCCGCGAGAAGAUCCUCACCCUGGAGUCCAUGAACCCGCAGGUGAAGGCCGUCGAGUACGCCGUCCGCGGGCCCAUCGUCCUCAAAGCGGGCGAGAUCGAGAACGAGCUCCGGAAGGGAAUCAAAAAGCCUUUCACAGAGGUCAUCAAGGCCAAUAUUGGGGACGCGCACGCAAUGGGACAGCAGCCCAUCACAUUCCUUCGCCAGGUGGUUGCACUUUGUACUUAUCCAAACCUCUUGGACAGCCCAAGUUUCCCAGAAGACUCUAAGAAGAGGGCCAGGCGGAUAUUGCAGGGGUGCGGCGGAAACAGCUUAGGUUCUUAUAGUGCCAGCCAAGGAGUGAACUGUAUCCGCGAAGACGUGGCGGCGUACAUCGAGCGGCGAGAUGGAGGAGUCCCGGCUGAUCCAGAGAACAUCUACUUGACAACCGGAGCCAGCGAUGGCAUUGCUACUAUUCUAAAGAUCCUGGUUUCCGGAGGAGGGAGAUCCCGGACGGGAGUGAUGAUCCCGAUCCCACAAUAUCCCUUGUAUUCUGCUGCUAUUUCCGAACUGGAUGCCAUCCAGGUGAACUAUUACCUGGAUGAAGAGAACUGUUGGGCCCUUGACGUGGAUGAGCUGCGCCGAUCCUUGAAUGAAGCCAAAGCGUAUUGCAAUCCCAAAGUUCUUUGCAUCAUUAACCCAGGAAAUCCCACAGGUCAGGUUCAGAGCAGAAAAUGCAUUGAAGAGGUAAUACACUUUGCUUGGGAGGAGAAAUUGUUCCUUCUGGCCGACGAGGUUUACCAAGACAAUGUUUACUCGGAGAGCUGUCAGUUCCACUCCUUCAAAAAGAUUCUUUACGAAAUGGGGCCCGAUUACUGCAACAAUGUGGAACUUGCCUCCUUCCAUUCCACGUCCAAGGGAUACAUGGGCGAGUGUGGUUACAGAGGGGGCUACAUGGAGGUGGUGAACUUGCACCCGGAUAUCAAAGGGCAACUUGUGAAGCUUCUGUCCGUCCGCCUCUGUCCUCCGGUUUCGGGUCAAGCCGCCAUGGACAUUGUUGUGAACCCCCCUGUCCCUGCGGAGGAAUCCUAUGCACAGUUCAUUAAGGAGAAGGAGUCCGUUCUGAACAACCUUGCCAAAAAGGCCAAGCUGACGGAAGACAUGUUCAACCAAGUCCCAGGGAUUCAUUGCAACCCGCUCCAAGGAGCCAUGUACGCUUUCCCCCGGAUAUUUAUUCCUUCCAAGGCUAUCGAGGCAGCCAAGAUUCAUAAAAUGGCACCUGACAUGUUCUACUGUAUGAAACUUCUGGAAGAAACGGGCAUCUGUGUUGUUCCAGGGAGUGGAUUUGGCCAAAGAGAAGGAACUUACCACUUUAGGAUGACUAUUCUGCCUCCAGUAGAGAAGCUAAAAAUAUUGUUGGAGAAAGUGAAAGACUUCCACAUAAAGUUCCUGGAAGAAUACUCUUAAGCAAAACAAAGACUUUUUCUUUCUUUCUUUCCCAGAAUCUGUGACUCUGGAAAGUAAAACAAAAGCUGUGAUUAGGGGGGAAAUACAUUGUUUUUUUUAUCCUCUUUAAGGAAACCCACAACAGAAUCACUGCAGCCCGGCUAUGAGCUUUUGAGUGCACCCAGCCCAAAUGUCUCCUGUAGAAAAACCGAGUAUACUUUAAUAUUAUGGAAAGGAAUGGAAAUGAAAAAAGUGGACUUUUCAAAAAGAGUACAAUUUUGUGCCUUGACCAGAAAUAACAGAAAUUGCAUUGCUGGCUGCCCUGACAAGAUAAGAAUUUGGUAGCAGUUACUACUAGAAAAUAUGAUGUUAUGACACUUGAUUUUGGUCUUAGAUAAGAAGCCAAAAUUGGACUUGACCAAUAAUGGAAACUCAGUGUGAUUAAAAACUGUGGGCGGAAAAAAAAAGAAAUAAAUUAGCAAAGCAUCCCCUUUCUAGCUAUUCUGUUUUUGAAAAAUUGUAGAGUUCUAUUAUCUGGGGCAGUGUAUGAUUUUUGUAUGUUCUUGUGCGACUUCCACUGACGUCUGUUAAGAGAAUUUGGGAGAAGUGGUUGUAAAGUGUGCCCCAUGGUUUCAAACUAAUACAUUAGGGCGCUAUGCUACACCGCCAUCAGAAACGACGGCCCAAAUCCCAUUAUGAGUCUAGAUUAAAGUAACCCCAUUGAAUCAAUUGGAUUUACAUGUGUGCCUCACUUUGCAUCAAUUAAGUCAAUAAGUAGACUAUAGUCAUGGGUUGCAUCUACACGGUAGAGUGAAUGCCAUUUGAUGCCACUUUAACUGCCAUGGCUCAAUGCUAUGGAAGCCUGAGAGUUGUAGUUUUACAUGAUUUUUAGGCUUCCCUGCUCAAGAGUGUUGAUGCCACACCAAACUACAACUCACAGCAUCCCAUAGCACUGUGCCAUGGCAAUUAAAGUAGUGUCAAACUGCAUUCAUUCUGCAAUGUAGAUGCACCAAUAGUUAACUUGUUUGCAGAUGAUAUCAUAAUAGUCUUGGCUAAUCUCUUAAUAAGAAAACUGGAUUCCAAUUUUAUGUUUCAGGAUUAAAAGGGUGGAGGGAGCUCUGACUCUCCAGAUGUUGGUGUACUCCAUCUCCAGUGAGCUUUGUGAAAUGGGAGCUGUAGUCCAGCAACUUCUGGAAGGUCACAGAUAUUGGUGAGUAGUGUGUUUUCCAGGCUGUAUGGCCAUGCUCCAGAAGUAUUCUCUCCUGAUAUUUCGCCCACAUCUAUGUCAGGCAUCCUCAGAGGUUGUGAGGAUGCCUGCCAUAGAUGUGGGCAAAAUGUCAGGAGAGAAUACUUCUGGAACAUGCCCAUACAGCCUGGAAAACACACAACAACCCUGUGAUUCUGGCCAUGAAAGCCUUCAACGUCACAGAUAUUCUUGAUUGAACCAAUGGCCAAAAUUGUGCUUUGACAUCCCAACAAAUGGUGGAGGCUUUUGUCACUAAACCAGCAAGCAUCAGGAUCUUUGCUUGGAGACAAUAAAAGAAUGCCGAUUUAUUUUCCGUUUACAAGAAUGAACAAAGAAUCAUAGACAAUGAUAGGGAAAUAGAAACAAGAAAGAGGUGUAGGAGGGAUGUAAUUAGAAAUGUGUUGUGUUACUUGACAUUUUUCUACUCGUAUGGUACUACUUUUUUGGAAUGAGAUCUCGAGUAGCUUAGCAAAGCUGGACUUUUCUCGCUGUGCAUUCAAAUCCCGUUGUACCAUAAUGGAAGAGCAUUUCACUGUAUGACAAACUGCUAACAUUCCUUAAUUGGUAUUUGCUUACAAAUAAUAAGAAUGGGCUUAGAACAGGCAUGGGCAAACUUUGGCUCUCCAGGUGUUUUGGACUGCAACUCCCACCAUUCCUAACAGCCUCAGGCCCUUUCCUUUUCCCCCUCAGCCACUUAAGCGGCUGAGGGGGAAAAGGAAGGGGCCUGAGGCUGUUAGGAAUGGUGGGAGUUGCAGUCCAAAACACCUGGAGGGCCAAAGUUUGCCCAUGCCUGGCUUCGAAUCAAAGGAAAGUAAACUGCACUUAAAUGGAUAGGGGAUACUCAGCGGCAGAAAGGGGUCCAAAUUGUAAUUGUUCUCUUAUAUAACUUUCAGGGCUGUCGUUUUAAACAACUGAGGGAUUGCUAUGUAAUAUUAUUGCGCGUUGCUAAUUUUUUGGAAGGCUCUAGGGUAUAUUCUAAUACAAUCUUGAAUGAUUAUUUAUUGUGAGUCUUCAGCUUUCAGUCCCUUUGAUGCGAUAAGCACAGCGUUAAACACUGCGAGCUCUGCCCAUGAUGUCGAAUUGCGAUACAUAGAAACAAAACACAGGACAAGAUGGUGCGCUUUUCCCAUGGCUAAACGAACUGGAUUAAGCGAUGAGGUGCUGGGAAUGUUGCCAUCUUGAAAUUAGUUUCAUGGUAUGGCGAAAGGAUAGAUAUUUUCUCAUCAAGGGUAUAUAUUCAGACUAUACAAUUGUAGCGCUUUCAUACAAUUUUGGUACCAUUUAUGUUGAAUUCUCUGCUCGAAAGCUCUGGCUCUAUAAUUCAAGGGAGUGCCAAUUUGUCAUCCCAAACUACAAAUCCUAGAACUAAAGUGGGAUCAAAUUAGUAUAAUAUCACAAUGUGAAUGCACUCACAGACAUAUAAAUACCUCUGACUGGAUAUUUGACCGAAGUUCCCCGGAAUAGAUUUAAGAUGAAUGAAAGUAGUUUGGUCCGUUUGGUUGGAUAUUAUUGAUCACGUUAUUUACAUAGGAUUACAAUCCUCUACAACAGUGGUUCUCAACCUGAGGGUCCCCACGUGUUUUCGCCUACAAUUCCCAGAAAUCCCAGCCAGUUUGCCAGCUGUUAGGAUUGCUGGGAGUUGAAGGCUAAAACAUCUGGGGAUCCACAGGUUGAGAACCACUGAUCUACAAAUUUAGAUCCACUACUAAACACAUUGUACUCACUUCUAAAUAGAGAUGGGAGAACUGCAUUAUAGGUUUCUGAACUAAAUUCAUGGCAUUAAUUAUGAAUAUGCAUAUUAUCAGAUAUCACAUGAAAGAAGUAGGAUCAAACCAUUUAGACCCAACUAGAGUAGACUCAAUAGAGUUUAUAAAAACCUUGCUUUACCAUUCAACAAUGGAUAUCAAUGGGUUUACCUUAAUUGGGAAUACUAAUAGGUUUCAGCCUUUUAUAUUUGUGUUUUUAAUGCUACAAUCUUCACACUACUACAUAGGGAUACAAAUAUGGGAAUGCACGACCCUGAAUGUACAGAAGAUGCAACUUGACGGUACUUUGUUAUUUGGCAUGAUUUCUUAAGCAUUGAGUAGCGGAAGCAGAGCAAAAUCUCAGCUAUAGUAACCUAACUAAGCAACGCUGUAGUAACUUCCAUUCUUGGAAUGUUGCAGUCAAAAGGCAGAUCUCGAAAUAAAUGCACUUUUCUCCUCAAAUCUUUAGGCUCGCUGCUUGGGAGAGGCUGCCAUUACUGAAUAUGUAGUGCUCCAAUUGUGGUAGUUCCGAUAUAUUUUUAAAAUAUUUUUGUAAGUUGAAGAUUUUUUCAUAAGUUCGAAAAGGGUGGGUGGGAAGGAGAGUAUUUGUAAUCUUAAUAAACCAAUGGGUUUUAUAUUUACCUUGUGUUUAUGCCCAGUGUUCCUGACAAAAAAAAAGGAAAAUUCAAGGUUUACAUGUUUCUAAAUAAUGUUUUUUUGCAGGGGGUGUUUAAAAGUUAUGGUUCUUUCCUCCUUCCUUUAUGUCUCUUCAAAAAAUGAGAUCCAUAGUUUACUUUGAUGUCAAGGAGACCGCCCCUACCUUUUGUUGCAUUUUCUAUAACAUCUUAUUAUAGUGCCUUUUGAUUUCUGAUACUGCAAGAGGGACUGUACAGGGCACUUUUUCUUCAUUGGAGAAAGACAUGUAAUACAGUCAGUUUACUACACUUGUAUGUACUGUAGUUGAGCGAAAGUGUUACCUGGUUGGGCUUGAUGUAAGGCUCAAAAGCCUAUCUUGGAGGUGAUAUUAGUGGACCUUCUUCCCAAAUGUUUAUUUGGGGACACCAACCUAAGAUACUUGAAGGAAGGAGGUUUUUUUUUCUACUGAGUUGUUCCAUUUUAUUUGGUUUUGUUUUAUGUAAGUCCUUGAAUAAUAAAGCAAAUUGAACGUUGUGAUGCAUGCUGGUAGGUUUGUGUUUCCUACAGGUGCUCCCCACUACUGUACAUGGAUGACUUUUUCAAUGUACUUACUACUUCAAUAAAUAAAUAAGCUGUUGGAACUCG